AUGCUCCGGCAAAUCAGAAAGAUGCAUGUCAAGGCAAUUAAGAUGAGAUGGUUGACCGGUGGGGUCAACUACAGUUACCUGUUGUCUACGCAGGACAAGAGCAAAUCGUGGUUGAUCGAUCCAGCAGAACCGCUUGAAGUGUUGCCAGAACUGAGCCAGGCGGAGCAAAACAGUGUUGAAGCAGUGGUGAACACGCAUCAUCACUACGAUCACUCCGGUGGGAACUUAAUGGUGGCGAAAGAACUGGAACGGGUGAAACAGGGCCAUGUCAAGGUGAUUUGCGGCAGCAAAACGUCGCCUGCCGCGACAGACGUGCCUCAGCACGGCCAAGAGUACAAACUAGGAGACCUGUUGGUUAAGUGUAUCCGGACGCCUUGUCACACGCAGGACUCGGUGUGUUAUUUCGUGCGGGACCCGCACACGGGCGAGCGGUGCAUCUUCACGGGCGACACGCUGUUCACGGCCGGUUGUGGUAGGUUUUUCGAGGGCAACGGCGAGGAGAUGGACCAAGCAUUGAACCGUCGGAUCCUGGACGGUGUCGGCGAGCCGAACUGGGACACUACCAAAGUGUUCCCGGGCCACGAGUAUACCAAGAGCAACGUCAAGUUCGUGCGUCAGGCCGUGUACACACGGCCGGGCGAAAACGCGGCGCUGGACAAACUAGAGCAUUUUUGUUCGCGCAACGACGUCACUACGGGCUGUUUCACGGUUCGCGAUGAGCUCGAGUACAACCCGUUCAUGCGUUUGGACGACCCGACUGUUCGCGACGCUGUCAGCGACGUUGAGGGUUGCCUGUCGCGUGCAGAGGUCAUGAACAGACUGCGCAAGAUGAAGAAUGCGGCAUAG
This is a messenger RNA of Lachancea mirantina, 846 nucleotides long. The record is from the annotation of a GenBank genome assembly. Lineage: Eukaryota; Fungi; Ascomycota; Saccharomycetes; Saccharomycetales; Saccharomycetaceae.